AUGAGCCUACGCAAACUUGGGAAGUACAAACAGCGCCAGACACCGUGCCUGCUGUUCACUUAUCUGCUGGUGAGAGUGGCAUGCAUCUACAGCCUCCCGGAGAAGAGGGUUUACAAGUUAACUCUCCCAGAGCCACCUAUACGCAGUAGGUUUGUUGUCGGGUCUUCGCUUGGCUGGUUGGUUACUGUUGAUAAGAGAUCAGAAAUGCACAUAGUGAAUCCAAUCACUGGCGAGCAGAUAGCUCUCCCUUCAGUCAUCACCAUGGAACAGGUGAAGCCCAUCUAUAAUGACUUGGGUGCUGUCCACAGGUAUGGAUACUCAAGAUACACGGCUAAACAUGUUCUCCCCACACUAGAGGUUGACCUUGGUUUGCUGCAGGAAUACUUACACCAUAAGGCUUUUAUAUUUUCUGAUGCAUCCACAGGAUGCUUCAUAGUGGUGCUCAUCUUCCAGCCAUUCGGUCAGCUCUCGUUUGCAAGAGUAGGGGAUGAUAAGUGGACCUGGCUGCCACCACACACUGAAUAUGAGGACUGCACCUACAAGGAUGGACUAUUGUAUGCGGUAACUUUACUUGGAGAAAUUCAUGCCUUUGAUCUAACUGGCCCUACUGUGACAAUAAAGAUUAUUAUGGGAACAGUACAUGAUUUUGAUUGUGAGGUCACGUAUAUUGUGCAAGCUCCAUGGGGUGAUCUUUUACUUGUUUGGAGAUCAAAAGAUUUUGAGAAUCGUGAUUAUGAUGCUGAUCCUGCAACACAAGUGCGGAUUACUGAAGAAGUUAAAGUAUAUAAGGUUGACACUGAUGCAAAAAGGUUUGUGCAAAUCAAUUGCUUACAUGACCACGUGUUGUUUCUUGGGAUUGGCCAGUCACUUUGUCUCAACACUGAAGAAUAUCCAUGUCUCAAUGCGAAUCAUGCAUAUUUUACUGAUGAUGAUGAGUACCUAUCAAACAGGAAGAAUAAUCGUCGUGAUACAGGAGUUCUGGACUUGGAUAAUAAUAGCAGGGAUAAUCUUGUUUCUCCUCAGCUUUGGUCCAACUGUACUACGCCUGUAUGGUUUACACCCGAUCUUAGAAUGAUGAAACUGGCAUUGAAUAAGGUUGUCGAGGGUUCGAGUAGUAGUAACUAGGCACUUGCCUCUGUGCUGAUAGUCGCAAUGCGGAGGCGGA
Brachypodium distachyon (stiff brome) is the source of this 1165-nucleotide messenger RNA. RefSeq names its product putative F-box protein At3g25750. The record is from RefSeq and is a predicted model, not a curated record. Lineage: Eukaryota; Viridiplantae; Streptophyta; Magnoliopsida; Poales; Poaceae.